AAGAGCAUUAUCCACUCUCUCACAAUCUAUGAAGCAAACAAAUUGAUUCAUCUCCCUCUCUAUCUCCCAAAAUAUCCCAUCUGGCCAGUCUGAUUAGUUAAUUUCCUUCUAAGAACUUAUAACAUCCCUCCAAGAAAAAGCUAGUAAAGAUUUCCAAAAUGUCACAACCCCAAGUUAAUCCUAUCAAUACAUACAUAACACCGCCUUCAUCCGUUUCAAGCUCUAAUUCCGAUUCCAACGGUUCGUUCGGCCCGGUUUUUGUCAUAUUGGCUGUGGUGGUUGUGCUUUCGGCCAUUGCUUGCGUGUUUGGACGAGUAUGCAAUGGCGGGAAGAGCCCGAAAGGCGCAAAAAAGGAGAGCAAAAAGGGUAAGAAAGGCGAGGAGCGUAAGGCGAAUAAUCCCAUUAGUCACACUCUUGAUCACAAAGAGUGGGGGCAGCCCAGGAAAUUCCAAAAUGAAGAAGAUAUAGAAAUUGGGUUUGAUGUGAAGAGAAAGCCAAAGCCCUCUUCUAAUAAGGUACAUGAAGAUCCAAGAGGACCAAAACCAUAUCAACAUGGUCCUCAACGUGGUCAAGGUUUUAGUAAAGGGCCAGUGCGAUUCGCUAAUAAUGUGUAGGUGAUUAUUACGAAAAAUAUAAAUGGUUUGGGACACUAGUUUGUCGUGCGGUAAAAAGUAAAAGAUGACACAUAUGUGGUCACGUACUUGUUCCCACAAAAAAUCAUUUGUCUCUCUUUAUAGUUUAUUCUUCUUUUUCUUGUAGUUAUUGGCAUGGCUUCAUAAAAUUGCCAUGUUCCUAUUUUAAGCAUGAAGUUUUCAGUCUUUUGAAGCUUCGUUCCUUUUAUAUGCAGUUUCUAGACUUCAAUCGGAAGUAUUGAAUUGAUGUUAUAUGCCAAGAUCGGCAUUCUCCUAUAAGUGUCUCACAUCGAAUAAUACUUCUAUAAGUUAC
Messenger RNA from Cuscuta epithymum, 945 nucleotides. Lineage: Eukaryota; Viridiplantae; Streptophyta; Magnoliopsida; Solanales; Convolvulaceae. The record is from the annotation of a GenBank genome assembly.